UCCGUCACAUGUCCCCUCGGCUUGAGCAAAAGUAAACAGAUUCGGGACAGUCACUUGCUGGAUGUGGCUGGCCCAACUGAUCUUUCAAUCCAGCAUAAAGCCUAGCAGCUUCACAGAUUCCAGAACAUGAGACAGGCUUCGCGACAAACUACAGAUGAUGUUUUGUGUCUUGCUCUCAUUUAUCUGGAAACGAUUUAGCAGGAACCAUGUGGAAGAAGACCGCAGAUGCUCUGCCGACUUCUCCAACACCUGCUGAAGGUCAAUGCCAGCAGACAGCAGCCAACAGGAGAGUUGCACCAUUGUCAUCCAUGUCGUUAACCAUCACGAUGAACAGGAUUGGCCCCAGAAUUGAACCUUGAGUUACCUCAGAAUUCACAGGGCUCCACCCAAUGACACCACCUUAGGCACCCAGUUAGGCAUGACUUCAAGAUGUUCAAGAUAAUCCAUAAUAAUUCAAUAAUUCAAUCAAAUUACUCAUUUGGAAUCACAUCUAUCAGUUAUUUUUAUAAGAAAAAAUAGUGAAAAUAAUAACAUUUAUCCUAUACCUCUUAGGUACUGAGCCAUCUCAGCCCCCUUCAAUAGAAUGAAAAAUCAAUGACAUUUUAACAGUUCUACAAAGUUCAAGAACUUAAAGAUUAUUAUUGAAAGAUAUUAGGAAGUAGGUAUAGUAGUUAUUUAUUUUGCAAUAUGCUUCUAAUGUGCAUUUAUAAUAAUUUAUGAGGCAGUAAGUAUAUGGUAGAUACAUUGAUCUGAAAUGAGAGACUAUUCAUAAUAAUAUGAGAAUCACAUUUUUAUUAUAAACAUCCAUACACUCUUUUAAAACAUUAUAAUAAUAAAUAAUAAAAGCCUUUAUUGGUUCCCAACACUAUACAAUAAUACAAAAUAAUAUGUAGAAAGAAUGAACAUCUUUGCUAAACUGAAAAUAUUAAAUAACAUUACUGAAUUAGCUAGCUUUUUUCAAAUAGUCCAAACUCAAUUAUUAGUAUACAAGAUUAAAUAAAAAGAAAAUGCAAAAAUGUUCUUAUCAUUUUAUUUGUGGAAACCAGGUCCUCUAUUGGACAUAGGCCUCUCCCAGGUUCCUCCAUCUAUCUCUAUCCUUUGCAUACACUGCCCACCUAUCCCCAGUCACUUUCACAAUGUCGUCUUCCCAUCUGAAUCGCUGUCGUCCAAUUUUCCUUCUCCUCCAGCUGGGCUUCCACAAAGUUAGACUCUUCGUCCACCUGGCAUCCUCCAAUCUAGCGACGUGACCUGCCCACUUCCACUUCAUUAAAACAUUAUAAACACCUAUUAAAUCAAAUGAGUCAUGGUUUAAUGGUUUCUCGAUGAUAAUGCUUGAGAAUAAAAUAAUUUAAUCAAUCAAAUUUUACUUUGAUUUUUAUUCUUUCCUAUUUGAAAGAGUAGCCCUAAAAAAAGUAAUAUGACUUGUAUACACUAAUCUUUCAUUCACAUUCUACUUGAAAUAGACAUCAUAUUGUGUACGGUAAUUUAAUUAGAUACACUGAAAUAAAAAUAUUUUAAUCAUUAAUAUUCAACUGCACCAAUUAGCUGCUUGAAAUACAGAAUAGAUAUUAUUAUUAUUACAGUAACUAUACAACUAUGGUGAUGAGCACCGAGGUUUUAUCGUUACUAAUCACCCAGCGGACAUCCGGAUAACCGAGAAUGCUUUAUUAACAGCAUUUUUUAAAUUCUAUGGCUACUCGCGCGUAUAAAUUCAAUUGGUUAAUCCAGCGCAUGCGUAUUACUUUGGAAUUAUUCAGAGUGGAAUGCGGAACGAUUCUUAUCGUUCCACGACAAAAGGUUGUUCAAGGUCAUCUUUGUUUAUUCGUUCGUCAAUAAUCAUCUGUCAUUCUCAUUGUUUGAUCUUUUCAUGUUUUCAUACAUUCCCCGCCGUUGAUUGGCAAAUAAAUUGUUUUAAUUCCAAGAUUAGAAUUAUAUAAAAACUCAAUUCAUUAAAGUGAACCAAUCUAUCUCCUUUGUGCCUACCAAAAUUAUUAAAUGGAUAAAAAUAUCAAGAUCGAGGAGAUAGAAGGUAGAUUCGGAGAUCACGAAUUUACAACAAAUAACAAGGAAGAUGAAUCGCCUUCACUUGUAAUCUCAGCCAUAACUCAGGGUGAAUCUGAUAGUGGAGGAGUUGACAUCAAAGAGGAGAUCGAUAUGGACUUUGAUCCGCAGCAGAUGGAAACAGAAGUUGUGAAGCAGGAAAAUUAUAGCAGCCAAGAAACAUGGUCUUCAACUAAUGAUGACGGCUUCGUCCAUCAUAUCACAAGCCAGGGUAAUCACCAGAUAUUCUUCAGGGAAACAGUGCCAGGUGAGCAAGAGGAUGAAAAUUGUUCAGAGGAACUUGACUUCAUCGCUGUGAAGAGUGAGCCGGAGAUUUGGCCUUCUACGUCCAGUACAUCUAGGUCUACUAAUGCCUCUGGAGUGGGUGAAGUGGACAUCAACUGUGCAAAUUCAAACUCCUCAGUGGGAACGUCUGCAGAUCCAUCAAUUGAUGUGGUUCAUUCGGAGAAAAAACGUUUCAGCUGUGAGUUUUGUGAAUUCGAAUGCACGCAAUCAAGACAGUUGAGAUCACAUCUCAAAUUGCAUGCAGGCAAAAGAUCUGUCCACUGUGAAUUUUGUGAUCACACAUGUGCUACUGCCAGUGAUUUGAAAAAGCACAUGAGGCGUCAUACAGGUGAGCAAGAGGGUGAAAAUUGUUUAGAGGAACUUGACUUGAGCGCAGUGAAGAGUGAGCCCGAGAUUUGGCCUUCUACGUCCAGUACAUCUAGGUCUACCAAUGCCUCUGGAGUGGGUGAAGUGGACAUCAACUGUGCAAAUUCAAACUCCUCAGUGGGAACGUCUGCAGAUCGAUCAGUUGGUGUGGUUCAUUCGGAGAAAAAACGUUUCAGCUGUGAGUUUUGUGAAUUCGAAUGCACGCAAUCAAGACAGUUGAGAUCUCAUCUCAAAUUGCAUGCAGGCAAAAGAUCUGUCCACUGUGAAUUUUGUGAUCACACUUGUGCUACUGCCAGUGAUUUGAAAAAGCAUAUGAGGCGUCAUACAGGUGAAAAACCGUUCAGCUGUCAAUUAUGUGACUUUGCGUGCUCACAAUCAAGUUCUUUGAAAUUUCAUAUGCUCCAAACCCAUACAGACGAUAAACCUUUCAGUUGUGAAUUUUGCACCUAUAAAUGCGUUCUAUCAAGUCUUUUGAAAUCACAUAUGAAAACACAUACAGGAGAUAAACCUUACAGUUGUGAACUUUGUGACUAUAAAUGUGCUCAAUCAACUUCUUUGAAAUUACAUAUGACAGCUCAUACAGGAGAUAAGUUGUUGAGUUGUGAAUUCUGUAACUAUAAGUGCGUUUUAUCAGGUCAUUUGAAAACACAUAUGAGAACACAUACGGGAGAUAAACCUUUCAGUUGUGACUUUUGUGACUAUAAAUGCGCUCAAUCAAAUUCUUUGAAAUCACAUAUCAUGAGAAGGCAUACAGAAGAUAAACCUUUUAGUUGUGAAUUUUGUAACUAUAAGUGCGUUAUAUCAAGUCAUUUGAAAAUACAUAUGAGAACACAUACGGGAGAAAAACCUUUCAGCUGUGACGUUUGUGACAGGACAUUUGCUACUUCCAGUAAUUUGAAAGCGCAUAUCAGUACUCAUACUAAAGAAAAGCCUUUCAGCUGUGAACUUUGUAACUAUACUACCGCUAGAUCUGGAAAUUUAAAGAUUCAUAUGAAGGGAAAGCACGCAGGGAAAAUACCUUCAAGCACGAUUGUCUGAAAGCUUAGCUAUAAGCCAUGUAAUCUCCCUCUCCAAUGGCGCUAAUGCCCAAAUCGGACUCUGGCCUCAACCAAACUACGCCUCCAUCCAUCCCUAUCCAUUGCCGCUCUCUUCCAUACCCAUGCCUGUUGUGUGUUGUUGAAUAAGUGGACGAUUAGUAAUUUGACAAGUUGUUUAUUAAUUAGACAAAUAGACAUGUAGACAAGAAGAAAAAUCAGUUCAGGUCAUACAUAACCUCCUAACCAAACCAUUCACACUGGCUUGGCCCGCGCUUCCUUCUCUUGUUGCCAACUUAAGUAUGAAUCAGUAGGUACCUGUAUCUUAUCAUACUAGUGUAUUAUUCUAUUCUAUUUUAUUUUAACUAUGAGGUUAUUUUUGUUUAUGUCACUUGCCAACCAUUUUGUAUUUUAGUCAAUGUAUGUCUAUUUUUGUAUGUCAGUCUGUCAAUGUAUAAUGGUCUAAUGACAAUGUCAGUUAUAUAUUUAUAAUUAUAUACGUUUAAUAUCAUUCAUAUAAAAAAAGAGCAUGUUGUAUGUUGGUACUGAUUCAUGCUUGAGUUGGCAACAAGAGAAGGAAGCGCGGGCCAAGCCAGUGUGAAUGGUUUGGUUAGGAUGUUAUGUAUGACCUGAACUGUUUUGUCUUCUUGUCUACAUGUCUAUUUGUCUAAUUAAUAAACAACUUGUCGAAUUACUAAUCGUCUACUUAUUCAAUAACACAUAACAAUACCCAAAUCCUGCUGUUUUGGUUGUCAUAGUUCAAGCUCCACUACCAUAGCAAGCAUACCGUAGUAUUCUAAUUACGUCAAAAAUUGAACGUAAUAUCUCAAUAUCAAAUUUAUUUAUGCACUUUCAACAUAUUAGGGGUAU
This is a messenger RNA of Nilaparvata lugens (brown planthopper), 4616 nucleotides long. Its product is annotated as gastrula zinc finger protein XlCGF57.1. Gene Ontology annotation, molecular function: DNA-binding transcription factor activity, RNA polymerase II-specific; RNA polymerase II transcription regulatory region sequence-specific DNA binding. Bases 1996 to 3750 code for a protein of 584 amino acids. The transcript has 6 exons. Gene Ontology annotation, cellular component: nucleus. Lineage: Eukaryota; Metazoa; Arthropoda; Insecta; Hemiptera; Delphacidae. Gene Ontology annotation, biological process: regulation of transcription by RNA polymerase II. The record is from RefSeq and is a predicted model, not a curated record.